Rhipicephalus microplus (southern cattle tick) is the source of this 2643-nucleotide messenger RNA. RefSeq names its product disintegrin and metalloproteinase domain-containing protein 10 homolog. The record is from RefSeq and is a predicted model, not a curated record. Gene Ontology annotation, biological process: membrane protein ectodomain proteolysis; Notch signaling pathway. Lineage: Eukaryota; Metazoa; Arthropoda; Arachnida; Ixodida; Ixodidae. Gene Ontology annotation, molecular function: metalloendopeptidase activity. Gene Ontology annotation, cellular component: plasma membrane.
AUGGCCCUCUGGGACGACAGUACACCACGGUACCACGCUGCCGUACUCUGGCUCGUGCAGCUGGGUUCCGUUCCCAGUCCCGUGGCCAUUAUGCCAGACGGUAGCCGGCGGUUUGCACGGCGAACCGGCGCGGACCUUCGACGCACGUACGCCGUCGGAACGCAACUAUUAAGUCUGGCUUGUCGCUGGUGCUUCGAAGUGGGUGUCGGCCAAGUGACAGGUUUCAUAUUCGCAUUGCGUCACCUACAGCGCAGUUAUUUCGAAAAGACCGCCCUCAUCUCUGGAGUCGUGGACAACUGGGUCAACAGCCUGUACACUCUGGAUGUCACAGCUGAACUGGUGGAUGCCUAUAUCGCCCACACUGAAUGCCCCGACGUGGACAUGUUGAUGCGCUUUGCCGGGUCGAAGCUCAGUGACUUUAUGAUCAUGCAAUCUCGCGCUCUCAACGACUUCGUGCUGCACUACGAGCCGCUCUCGUACGAGCCCAUCAGCGUCAGCAGCAGGCGCUGGAAACGCUCGGUUACGCAACGCCAGGCCUCACACAAAGUAGAACUGGCAUUCAGGUCCCACAAUAGGGAGUUCAGGCUGCGCCUCCAAAGAGACCGUUCCGCCUUCACCGAAGACUUCACCAUCGAGACUCGCCGAGGCCCGAAAUCAGAGAACCUGGAUCAUCUCUAUUCUGGUGAUGUCGUUGGCGUGCCUGACAGCCGCGUGGUGGGAUCCAUCAUCGGAGGCGUGUUCAGCGGCCGCAUUUCGCUACCUCGCGAAGGCGAAGACUUCUACGUGGAGCGCGCCGGUCACUUCUUCCAGGACCCGCUGCCCCCUUUCCACUCGCUCAUAUACUCGGCGAAUGACGUCAACUUCGCUGGAGGACGCUGCGGUCUACACGGCACCACGGUGGAUGCUGUGGAACGAAUUCGACGCCAAUACCGACGGCAUCGUCAAGCUCGGAACACUUCGAAUUGGACGCCGUCAGGGCGCGCUGGGCUCGCGCCGCAGCUGGAUCCGGUCCGAAAGACGUACGUCCAGCGCGUGUGCAACCUCGAGAUCGCCGUGGAUCACACGCUGUUCGAGGCAGUGUCCUCCUGGCAGGUAGGCGGGCCGGACAAGAUCAUCAGGGCCCGCCAGGAGUUGACCAGCAUGGUGGCCAAGCACGUGAAAGCCGUGUCCGAGAUCUUCGGAAGCACCAACUUCAACGGUCUCACGGGUAUCGAGUUCGUGGUCCAACGCCUCGUGAUCAACGACACUAGCGACUGCGAAGGGGCGGCCAUGCUGACGAACCCCUUUUGCCCGGACAGCCUGGACGCUCCCCACGCGCUGCACGAGCUGUCGAAGAUAAACCACGACGGUUUCUGCGCGUCGUACCUGUGGACCCACCGAGACUUUCCCGGAGGAACGCUGGGACUCGCCUACAUGGCUGAACCUGAUGGUUUCUCGGGCGGCAUAUGCGAACAGUUCCAGUCCGGAGGCGGUGUGGUGGUGGACACAGGCACCACGGGCUACAUCGGCAGGCUGAGCCUCAACACGGGCGUGGUUACCUUCCUCAACAAGAAUAUGCGCGUGCCACAGCGGGUCUCCGAAAUCACCUUCGCCCACGAACUUGGCCACAAUUUCGGAGCACCGCACGACGAGCGUCCGGACUGUGUUCCCGACGGUUCCGGCGGCAACUACAUCAUGUAUGCCAGCGCAACGCGAGGCAACAAGCCAAACAACCGGCGUUUCUCCAUAUGUAGCGUGCGCAACAUAUCGGCUGUCCUCAUGCAGAUGUUCACGAACAGCGGCUCCCGCCCAAACUGCCUUCAGGAACCACAAGGCCCGUUCUGCGGCAACUCCAUUCGCGAGAUGAACGAGGAGUGCGAUUGCGGCUACGAGAGACAGGACUGCGGUGCCGAUGUGUGCUGCUACGCGCGCAAGCACGGCGAGAUCAACCGCAAAUCCUGCACACUCAAGCCCGGUGCCGUGUGCAGUCCGAGUAAUGGAGCCUGUUGCAGCACUGACUGCCGCUUCCACAAUACGUCGACGGCAUGCAGGCCUGAAAACGACUGCACCUUCGAGGCUUACUGCACCGGCCAAAGCGGCGAGUGCCCUCCUUCAGACUGGAAGCGCGACGGCACGCUGUGCAACCACGCCACUCAACUGUGCGAUGCCGGCGAGUGCAGCCAGUCUGUCUGCCGGCUGUACAACCUGGUCGAGUGCUACCUGACCGGGUCGUACCUGAGCAUGGAAGACAUGUGCCUCAUCGCCUGCAGGGAGGACGUGCCGGGAAGCGAAUGCAAGGAGGCAUGCAGCUUCGAGCGGAUGCGCGACUUCUGCGGCAGGCGCAUGGAGCCGGGAGCCCCGUGCCACGACUUGCAGGGAUACUGCGACGCCUUCCAAAGGUGUCGCUUCAUCGAUGCCGAAGGCUUGCUCUCCAGGCUCAAACGACUCGUCUUCGGAGGCAAGGGCGCGGGCAGCGCACUUCUGCGCUACUGGUACCUGACAGCGGCCGCGGUCGUGCUGUGUGGUGCGGCCACGGUCGUGUUCGUGCGAGCUUGCGCCGUGCACACGCCGAGUACCAACCCGCACCUGCCGCCGGAGAGGACCAUCAUUUCGAGUGCGCGCCACCCGGUCGCCUUGCUCAAGGACAUAAUGCGCUUCCAUUGA